Molecule: messenger RNA, 849 nt
Organism: Umbelopsis ramanniana AG
Lineage: Eukaryota; Fungi; Mucoromycota; Umbelopsidomycetes; Umbelopsidales; Umbelopsidaceae
Exons: 6
Coding region: 188-691 (167 amino acids)
Cellular component (GO): cytoplasm
Molecular function (GO): calcium ion binding
Source: RefSeq, a predicted model, not a curated record
CCAGUGGUGAGACUCACACAGUGCGAACGACCGAUGCUGAUGGAAAGACAGCCGCUAGCGCGGAGAAUAAAAUAAAACAUGUGUCGAAGGAGCAUUUUCAUUGGUCGCAGUUAGGCCUGGCCGUCCCAUAUACCCUGUGUAAAUCAGAAGUGCGUGGCAUCCAUCCAUCUUAUUCUACUUCCUCACCAUGUUGUUGUACCGUGAUAUUCUUAGCAAGGACGAGUUGUUCUCUGAUGCCUACCCCCUUAAGCUCGUCGAUGACUGCGCCUAUGAGGUCGACUGUAAGAUGAUCACCGUCACCGAAGGUGAUGUCGAUAUCGGUGCCAACCCCUCCGCUGAAGACGGUGAGGAGGCUUCCGAGUCUUCUUCCCAGACUGUCAACAACGUCGUCUACUCCUUCCGUUUGACUGAGACUUCCUUCGACAAGAAGUCCUACAUGACCUAUAUCAAGGGUUACAUGAAGGCCAUCAAGGGUAAGCUCCAGGAAUCCAACCCUGACCGUGUCCCUGAAUUCGAGAAGAAGGCUGCCACUCUUGUCAAGAAGAUCAUUGCCAACUUCAAGGACUACGAGUUCUACACUGGUGAGAGCAUGGACCCCGAUGGUAUGGUUGCUCUUCUUAACUACCGUGAAGAUGGUAUCACUCCCUACUUCACCUUCUUCAAGGAUGGUCUUGCUGAAGAGAAGCUUUAAAUCACAUCAUAUACAAAUAUUGGUGCAUCCAAAAAAUCCAAUCCACAUUUCUUUUUAACAUACAGCGCUUUUUGUUGCUGAAAUUUUGACCCAAUAAAAAGCAUAUUAAGACGUUGGUCAUUGUAAUGAAAAUAUAUUUUUUAUUUAUAAGUUGUGUA